GCCGGAGGCGGCGGCUGUCAGAGUCUGCUCAGCCGGCGCCGGGGAACAUCGGCCGCCUCCAGCUCCCGGCGCGGCCCGGCCCGGCCCCGCUUGGCCGCCUCAGGGCCCGGGCCCCGGCCCUGGCCAACGGCAGAAGCGGCUGAGCCUUCACGCCACCGCAGGCGCCCCCAUCCGCCUAGCGUCAGCGAGGGCCCCGCCCCUGUCUUGUGGCCAGUAUGUGGACUGCGGCCUCUGGUGCGGGCACCCGCGCUGCUCGCAUUGGGCCCAAACCAGUCCACCCAGCUGGGGAAAGGAGCAGCUGCCCGCCUGCCUUGGUAGCCAUGAGGCCCCCAUGCUGUCCCCUGCACACUCUCUUCCCAGCGUCCCCACUUCUUCUUCUCCUCCUCCUCUUCCUCCUGGGAGGAGGGGCAGAAGCCGAGCACCCGGAGGACCCAGAGCUGCUGGUGACAGUGCGUGGGGGCCAUCUUCGGGGCAUCCGCCUAAUGGCCCCUGGGGGCCCUGUCUCUGCUUUUCUGGGCAUCCCCUUCGCAGAGCCACCUGUGGGCCCCCGUCGCUUCCUGCCACCGGAGCCCAAGCGGCCCUGGUCAGGGGUGCUGGAUGCCACCGCCUUCCAAAGUGUCUGCUACCAAUACGUGGACACCUUGUACCCUGGCUUUGAGGGCACCGAGAUGUGGAACCCCAACCGUGAGCUGAGUGAGAACUGCUUGUACCUCAACGUGUGGACACCAUACCCUCGGCCUGCGUCCCCCGCCCCUGUCCUCGUCUGGAUCUAUGGGGGUGGCUUCUACAGCGGGGCCUCCUCCCUGGAUGUGUAUGAUGGCCGCUUCCUGGCCCAAGCGGAGGGGACUGUGCUGGUAUCCAUGAACUACCGGGUGGGAGCCUUUGGCUUCCUGGCCCUGCCAGGGAGCAGGGAGGCCCCAGGCAAUGUGGGUCUCCUGGACCAGAGGCUGGCUCUGCAGUGGAUACAGGAGAAUGUAGCAGCCUUCGGGGGGGACCCAAUGUCAGUGACUCUGUUUGGGGAGAGUGCAGGUGCUGCCUCUGUGGGCAUGCACCUUCUGUCCCCACCCAGCCGGAGCUUGUUCCACAGGGCUGUGCUGCAGAGCGGUGCACCCAAUGGGCCAUGGGCUACGGUGGGCACGGGAGAGGCCCGCCGAAGGGCCACACUACUGGCCCGCCUUGUAGGCUGUCCCCCAGGUGGGGCCGGUAGCAAUGACACAGAGUUGGUCGCCUGCCUGCGGACACGGCCAGCUCAGGACCUGGUGGACCACGAGUGGCAUGUGCUGCCUCAGGAAAGCGUCUUCCGCUUCUCUUUUGUGCCUGUGAUAGACGGAGACUUCCUCAGUGACACGCCCGAGGCCCUCAUCAACGCCGGAGACUUCCAGGGCCUGCAGGUGCUGGUGGGUGUGGUGAAGGAUGAGGGCUCCUAUUUUCUGGUUUACGGGGCCCCAGGCUUCAGCAAAGACAACGAGUCUCUCAUCAGCCGGGCACAGUUCCUGGCUGGGGUGCGGGUCGGGGUCCCCCAGGCAAGUGACCUGGCUGCCGAGGCCGUGGUGCUGCAUUACACAGACUGGCUGAACCCUGAGGACCCAGCACGCCUGAGAGAGGCCAUGAGCAACGUGGUGGGUGACCACAAUGUCGUGUGCCCUGUGGCCCAACUGGCUGGGCGACUGGCCGCCCAGGGUGCUCGGGUCUAUGCCUACAUCUUUGAACACCGUGCGUCUACGCUCUCCUGGCCCCUCUGGAUGGGGGUGCCCCACGGCUACGAGAUUGAAUUCAUCUUUGGGCUCCCCUUGGAACCCUCGCUAAACUACACCAUCGAGGAGAGAGCCUUUGCCCAGCGACUGAUGAAAUACUGGGCCAACUUCGCCCGCACAGGGGACCCCAAUGACCCCCAGAACCCCAAAGCCCUGCAGUGGCCGCCGUACACGGGGAAAACGCAGCAGUAUGUGAGCCUCAACCUGCGGCCGCUGGAGGUGCGGCGGGGGCUGCGAGCCCAGGCCUGUGCCUUCUGGAAUGGCUUCCUACCCAAAUUGCUCAGCGCCACCGCCUCGGAGGCUCCCAGCACCUGCCCAGGCCCCGCCCACGGGGAGGCUGCCCCGAGGCCCAGGCCCGGCCUCCCCCUACCCCUCCUUUUCUUUCUCCUCUUCUCCAGCCUCCCGCGGCUGUAACCACAGCCUCUUCCCCUCCUCUGGCCUCACUGGGCCCCUCCUCUAAUGAGUAGUCGGACCAUGGGGAAGGGCCCCACUCAGGGAUCUCCGACCCAGCGCCCCCCCUCCCUCAGAAAGCCUCAAACUGGACAAGGGGAGCGGUGACCUAUGACCCAUCUCAGGGACCCACAGGCUUUUGUUUAAAUGCAAAUGAAAAAGCCAGUUCUGUUUUUUUGUAGUUAUUCCUUAGAGCCUGAGCCUGGUGUUGGGGGGAGAGAGAAGACCUGGGGCUAGAUAGCACCUCCCAGUGGGGCUAUAACCGUCAACCAUUUCUGUCUCUUUUUUCCCCCCAUCAAUCCAUGGAUGCUCCACCCUCCUGAUCCGUUCCGUGCUCCUGUCUUCCGGUCAUUUUCAACCCCUCCAUCCUCAUUCCUACCAUCCUUCUCUGGUCCCCCUGUCUUCAUCUUCCCCGGUCUUUCGUCUCUUACAUUCUGAUCCUCUUUCCACCACCCCACGUGGUCUCCUACUUACUCCUUGUGUCCUCCUGCACUCACGCCCCCUACCCCAUGUC
Messenger RNA from Artibeus jamaicensis (Jamaican fruit-eating bat), 2718 nucleotides. RefSeq names its product acetylcholinesterase (Cartwright blood group) (gene ACHE). Lineage: Eukaryota; Metazoa; Chordata; Mammalia; Chiroptera; Phyllostomidae. Gene Ontology annotation, biological process: acetylcholine catabolic process; choline metabolic process. The coding region runs from base 216 to 2168 and encodes 650 amino acids. The record is from RefSeq and is a predicted model, not a curated record. The transcript is spliced from 6 exons. Gene Ontology annotation, cellular component: plasma membrane. Gene Ontology annotation, molecular function: acetylcholinesterase activity.